UGAGUGGGACCGAGUGAAAACAGUAUUGUUCUUUCAGUGUUUGUGUGGAGUGAUUGUAAGUAGUCAGAACAGUGAGGGAGGCUUUCAGCCGUCUGUAAAGUUAACAAAGCAAAGUCCUCUCCUUAUUUAGCUCUCAUUGUGCGUCUGUGUGAAUGAGUGUCAAAGAGAGAAUGUCAGCCGGAGGAGACGCGACUGUUGUUUAUGCGUUUGUGAGUGAGGGAGAGGGACGGAAAUAGAGGGAGGGGAGAUAGCGAAGCGGAGAGGUGCUUCUAAUUGCUUUCAUUUUUCUCUAAUGACCGCCGUGCCUCGAGGAGGAACGGAAACCCAGAUCGGCUGUCAGUCUCAGCACACACACUGCAGAGAGGACUCCUCGUUUGCACCUGUUGAGCGUAUUCGCGUCCAGCAGUCAUGGCCGUCUCCACAGCUGUGUGAGAGGGUGCCCGCGUCUAUCAGGGAUCUUCCUAUCUUACAGGAGAGAGAUGUCAUCGCUCUAUUCGCGCAGCAAGGACCUUUCCUCUCGCUCCAGAAAGUCCCUGUCCGACUCGCCGCCCUCCUCCCCGUCCUACAGCACCAAAACCUUCAGACAAGACCGGGCCUCAAGCAGGUCGGACUCUAGUGGUGUGGAGUCUCCGUCAGACAGACUGUCAGCUCGGACCAGCACUUACACACGCAGAGAGAACAGACUCGCCUCUCUGAGCAAAACAGAGGACGACUCGGCCAGCAAGGACUAUAAGAAGCUGUAUGAGGAUGCACUGACUGAGAAUGAGAAGCUGAAGUCUCGACUGGAGGACGGCAAACAGGAGCUCACCAAAAUCCGCUCACAGCUUGACAGAGUCACACAGAGGCAGGACAGAAUAUCAGAGAGGUCCACUGUAUUUGAAUCAGAAAAAAGGGAAAAAGAAGCAUUGGAGAAGAGGGUUUCGGACAUGGAAGAAGAAUUAAAGACCUUUCCCGCUCUGGCUCGACUACAGGCUCUCCGCAGGGGGAACGCACGCCUCCUACAGGAGAAUCAAGCCAUGCUGCGCUCCCUCGCUCGCCUCACUCAGACGGCCUCUCUCCCCGAGACGGACGAUCUCUAGUACCCCUCUCUAUCUCUCUCUGUCCUUUCCUCCUUCCUGUUCUCCGCUGCACCCUGUAGUCCUCCCCCUCUGUCCCGCUGCUGCUCACCUCUCAGGCAGGUCUCUCUGUUUCAUUCCUUGCAUUGGGAAAGCUUUUUCACCCCUUCUUUCUUUCUCCCUGUUUCUCUCCUGGGUCUGGGGAAGGGCAACCCCUCACAUUCCUCCUGCAGGCGGCGGCUUUGAAGAUAUUUAUAGAUCUUCCAAACCAAUGACCAAAGGUCUCUAUACUCCAGCAAUGUCCAAAUCAAAUCACAGCCUCUGUAUUGUCACAUUCUAGUCUCUGUCAACACAUCUACUCACUGGUUAUAAAUGACAUUACAGACUAUUGGAUGCCUGUAUUACACGGAUAGCAAUAAAAAAAUAAACAUACAAAUAAUUGUAAAAAUGAAACUAAAAUAGAAUACUGAUAUAGUAUGUAACUCGCUGGUUAUA
Sinocyclocheilus rhinocerous is the source of this 1550-nucleotide messenger RNA. It is a transcript of the gene ppp1r12b, whose product is annotated as protein phosphatase 1, regulatory subunit 12B. The transcript is spliced from 7 exons. The coding region runs from base 480 to 1079 and encodes 199 amino acids. Gene Ontology annotation, cellular component: cytoplasm. NCBI's taxonomy places the organism in Eukaryota, Metazoa, Chordata, Actinopteri, Cypriniformes, Cyprinidae. The record is from RefSeq and is a predicted model, not a curated record. Gene Ontology annotation, molecular function: protein kinase binding; phosphatase regulator activity; enzyme inhibitor activity.